Molecule: messenger RNA, 957 nt
Organism: Phacochoerus africanus (Common warthog)
Lineage: Eukaryota; Metazoa; Chordata; Mammalia; Artiodactyla; Suidae
Product: C1GALT1-specific chaperone 1-like
Exons: 1
Coding region: 1-957 (318 amino acids)
Molecular function (GO): N-acetylgalactosaminide beta-1,3-galactosyltransferase activity
Source: RefSeq, a predicted model, not a curated record
AUGCUUCCUGAAAGCAUUUCAUUUUUGAAGGGUGUAAUGCUCGGAAGCAUUUGCUGUGCCUUGAUCACUGUGCUAGGACACAUGAGGAUUGGUCAUGGAAAUAGACUGCACCGCCACGAGCACCAUCACCUACAAGCUCCCAAUAAAGAACAGAUCUUGAAAAUUUCAGGGGAUGAACGCAUGGAGCUCGGGAAGAGCUUUCGGGUAUACUGUCUCAUCCUUGUAAAACCCAAAGAUGUGAGUCUCUGGGCUGCAGUGAAAGAGACGUGGACCAAACACUGCGACAAAGCAGAGUUCUUCAGUUCUGAAAAUGUGUCGGUGUUUGAGUCAAUUAACAUGGAAACAAACGACAUGUGGUUGAUGAUGAGAAAAGCUUACAAAUACGCCUUUGAUAAAUAUAGAGAGCAAUACCACUGGUUCUUCCUUGCACGCCCUGCAACGUUUGCUAUUAUUGAAAACUUAAAGUACUUUUUGUUAAAAAAGGAUCCAUCACAGCCUUUCUAUCUCGGCCACACUGUGAAACCUGGAGACCUCGAAUAUGUGAGUGUGGAAGGAGGAAUUGUCUUAAGCAGAGAAUCAAUGAAAAGACUUCACAGGCUUCUCGAUAUUCCUGAAAAGUGUCCCGAACAGGGAGGGAUGAUUUGGAAGAUAGCUGAAGAUAAGCAGCUAGCCGUCUGCCUGAAAUAUGCCGGUGUGUUUGCAGAAAAUGCAGAAGACGCUGAAGGAAAAGAUGUAUUUAAUACCAAAGCUGUUGGGCUUUUUAUCAAAGAGGCAAUGACCAAUCAUCCCAACCAGGUGGUCGAAGGGUGUUGUUCAGAUAUGGCUGUUACUUUCUACGGACUGACGCCUAAUCAGAUGCAUGUGAUGAUGUAUGGGGUAUACCGUCUUAGGGCAUUUGGGCAUAUUUUCAAUGAUGCAUUGAUUUUCCUGCCUCCAAAUGGUUCUGACAAUGACUAA